This is a messenger RNA of Phytomonas sp. Hart1, 1009 nucleotides long. The record is from the annotation of a GenBank genome assembly. NCBI's taxonomy places the organism in Eukaryota, Euglenozoa, Kinetoplastea, Trypanosomatida, Trypanosomatidae.
GAUUUGCUUGUGCAGUUCUAUCACGUAAUUUUCGAGAUCAUCAGCACAAAUACGCGAUAAUGAAACUUGAAACAAGGGAGCAUAGAACAUCAGAAAACUACUUAAUCCAGUUUGCCGAUCAAUUGAAACUUGGCGAUUUUUACUUGGGGUGGAAUAGAGUCAACCACCGAAGGAGCAAGAGAAAAUCAACCAAAGCUGGUCAAGCUUGGAAAAAUGAGUCCUCCACUGCAAAAAAGAGAGGCCCCGUAGCGGCACGAAAGGCUAGAAAAACAGACAGUAAAAAAUCCGUACUUAGGGAGGCCAACAAAAAACGGCGACCCCCACGCAGUCGGACUAAGUCAUCUUCCUCUCGGCUUCCAGAGGCAACGGUAAACGGGAAGACCGACGCGCCGGCGGCCACCACAACGAAAGCCGCCCUGUCGGCCCCGAAACCACAAGCCCCUCAUGCAGUGCAGACAGUCGUAAUGCCCAAAUUGGCAGCGAAUCCGAAAAAAGCGAAGAGCGCGAGCUCCCUCUCCCUUCCGCCUCAGCCGCCUCUUCCCACCAACCCGGCGCCUUUGAUGGCGGGGAAACGCCUUGUGAAUCCAACCAUCCGGCUGAUUAGCGGCGAAAAGUAUCAGUGCAGGACCCCGGAGGACACCCCCCUCUACGAGUUCAAAAGCAUGCUCCGUCGGCUGAAAGAUCCCAAGGCGGGCGAAACGACAGACUUCAACAAUGCCUGUCAUUCCAUGCUCCUCGUGAUGAAUGGGGUGGUGCUGGAAGGAAAACAGGAGACGCGCCUGAAGGAUUUUAAUAUUACAGAUGAUUCAACCAUUUACCUUUUCCCAUGAAUAAUAACAGCUACUUGAAUUUGUGAUGGUUUAUGAAUAGACACAAAAAAAAUAACGUAGCGGGUUUUUCUUCCUUUUUCGGCAUAAUUCAAAUAGUUCACCAGGAUUUUUCUCAUAACUUUUGAAAACUUUACAGAGGCGUACAAAAUGGCCAAAAAAAAUGCGGGUUUACUACAAAA